AUGGAAAGCACAGCAUCAAAGAGCUGGUACGAUAUGGUUGUGGAGGAAGAGGAGAAUAAAGUCCAGGAGCUGAUGGAUGUCAUAUCAGCUCUAAACCAAAAGCUUGAAAAGGCUACAGGUGAUUUGAAGACGGUGACAGAGGAGAAAAAGGCUCUUGCGAGGCAAUUACAGAGCAGGUGGAAAAUGCAUCACGACAAUGAAAUGAAAUGGUCUCGCAAAAUGAUGGCUUUAGAUCAACAGCUGAAGCAAAGCCAGCAAAUCAACCUGGAGCUGUCUUCCUCUUUAAAAAGACAGGAGGAAGACAACCAGAGGCUCCAGGUUGAGAUCCUGGAGCUCCAAGAAGAGAAGGACCAACAAAUACUGAAGGCUGACAACCUCCAGAAACAGCUAGAGGAGGUCAGACAGAGUAUUUAG
Messenger RNA from Xyrichtys novacula (pearly razorfish), 414 nucleotides. The record is from the annotation of a GenBank genome assembly. NCBI's taxonomy places the organism in Eukaryota, Metazoa, Chordata, Actinopteri, Labriformes, Labridae.